Molecule: messenger RNA, 2729 nt
Organism: Ruditapes philippinarum (Manila clam)
Lineage: Eukaryota; Metazoa; Mollusca; Bivalvia; Venerida; Veneridae
Exons: 11
Coding region: 79-1383 (434 amino acids)
Molecular function (GO): protein binding
Source: RefSeq, a predicted model, not a curated record
UGAGGACACAAUAAUUGAUUGUAAAAACAAAAUUGAUGGAAACGUUAUUUCAUUUCAGAUCAAAACAAUUCAUCCAUCAUGAACACUACUAGCACAACAGUGAAUAAACCGAGUGAAAGUGAUGGACCAUACUGCGAUACAUUGUGUAUUAUUUUGCUCAUUUGUAUUUUUGGAGGUUUGGGUGGUCUUUUCGGCCUUUGCGUUUUGGUCAUUAUCAUUUUACACUGCUGCGUAUCAACCAAAAUUCAACCAAAAUUUACAAAGAUUGAACUAGAGGACACAGAAAUAUAUUUAGAAUGGACCGACAGCCUAAAUUUUUGUUCAAAGAUUUUUAGAUAUAACAUCGUUUGCAGCCCGACCCAGGGGCAAGUGAAGGAUAAAAAUUGUCGAGAAGAAUUCACAAAGAAAAAAAAUUUCACAUUGGAAAAUCUCGAUCCUAUGGCUAUUUAUCAGAUAAGUUUAUCCCGGAAAUUAUGCUGUUUGAAGAGUUCAGCAACACAAAUAUCUGUAAUCACACGAAAAGCUGGUAUGCUGAAUGAUCAAGGAUAUACUGCAAAUUUAACGGUUAUUGAGGUACAAUGGACUAAACCUGAUUGUAUUUCGAACCCGCAGUUGCAAUACGAAAUCACAUGCAAUAAGGUAAAGAAAGACAGAACCGACAAAACCAUGUAUACCAUAAAGAAUCUUAUUGCUUAUAAAACGUAUAAAAUUGAAGUCGUUGCCAUAAACAAUGGAAAAACAAGUCUUCUCUUUACAGAGGAAAUUUCAGCAACGCCUAUAAAAUUGUGCCUGGAAGAUGUUUGUUAUGGACCAGAAAAUACCAAUGUAAAAUGCAAAAUAAGAUGGACAGUUUCUCACGAACCCGAGCCGUUAAAAAAAUCAGACAAAUUCCUUUUCAAUGUUAUUUGUCGUUUGAAGGAGGUGCAGGUGCAUAAAGAGAAGAAAAUCACAGAUUCAAGCUAUACUAUACCGGAUCUAUAUCCCGAUCGUUCAUAUACUGUAUAUGUUUACGUUAUUUACAAUUCGAUUCAGCUUGAACCACCUUACAAAAUUAAACUUGCACCAUAUAUACCGACUUGGGACUCGGAACCUACGCCAAAGUCAACAGAGAUUGAAUUAAAAUGGAAGAAACCUGAGUAUACUGGCGACCAGCCAUUAGAAUACGAAGUAGUUUGCAAUAGGGAAAUGGUUGCGAAAACCCCCGAGACAUCAUACAAGAUAGAAAACUGCAAGCCUCGUCAAAAAUAUGAUAUUGAGAUAUUUACAAUCAUCAAUAAGAAAAAUGGGAUGAAGAGUCUUCCUUUACAACGGACAAUUAGAACACAGCCUGCUCAACAUGGGGGCAAUCAUCAUCUACCAAAUAAUGCAGUAGAUGCGGUUUAAGCAAGCCCAAACUAAGGAAACCAUUCUCCCAGUGUUUUAAGAUUACAGAUAUCUAACGAUAAUUAAUAAUGACUUGCGACAAAUGAAAUGUAGUUUGUGAUUUUAACCUGCAGAAUGAAGAUGUUUAAACUUAUAUUUGUUGUUAAACUUAUAUGUGUCGUUAUAUUUUUCUGGUCCUUCGGGAUCAUUGAUGCCAGCACUAUUAAGUGUUGAGAAAUGAGUACCUCCUAAACCGGUGCUAGGGGGCGUGGGGGAUGUUGCAUAUAUUAAUUAUCCCUCAUGUACAUACUCAAUCAAACCGAGUCUGCAAUCCUCUUGUAAUUUUGUUGUGAUUAAUAAUUCCGAGGGAUCACUUUGUUUCCAGAUUGUUAUUUAGAUAUUCAUUUAAUUGAUUAUUUUCUAUUUCUUAUUUUUGUAUUUUGAUAUUUUGUUAAAAUCACCAUGACUGUACACCUUUUUCCUUAAUGAUGAUUAAAUCGUAAAUCGCAGUCUUAAUAAAUGCGGUUUACAUUUAAAUUUUUUAUUAUUAUAUUUAUUCAAAUUUUCGGAAAAAAAAUAAAUAUGUAUAAAUGUGUUCUGUUUUAUUCAGAUAUACAAAAUUAUUUCGAGGUGUUAAACAGAGUCGCAAAAAGUUAUUGUUGCCUUACGUUAUUGACAGAAACAUGUUUCGUUAAUUGAAAUACAUAUAUUUAUGAGCAAAUUGGAAUACUAAUUUGAAUUGAUCUUGGUAUUAUUAAGGCAUUAUGGAUGUUAUGCUAAUAAAAGGAUGUAUCAUUUUUUCAUAAUACGAUCAUGAGUUUACUAAUAAAUGUUUUAAAACAUAUACAUGUAGGUGUACACAGUUUUAUCAUAAUAAUGAAAAUUAGCCGGUUCCAAUAAUCAGACAUGAGAAAAGUAUAUGACUGGAUACUUGAGUGCAGGAAUACAUACAAUUCAAUUUGCCUAUCAUUUGAUCAAUUUUGCAUGGUACAACACAUUAUUUGUAAAACAGAAGAUGGGUAAAGAAGUUAGUUUGCACGAAAAGAAUUAUCAAAAGGACUUCUUUAGGCAGUACGUAAUAUAUGAUGUUGUUAUUGAAACUGUUUUUUAAAACAUAAAUGAAUGUCUUGGACUCUUUCUUUCUUUUCUAAGUAAAUGUUCUUCUUUUUUGUCCAUUCUUUCCAUUACUAUGACAUGUGAGCAGUUGCCAUAAGUAACAACAUCAUUAAAUAGUCACUGUUUGUUUUUCUAAUAUUUACGUAUAUCGUGUUUAUUUAUAAUUAUUUAGAAACCGUAACUUCAUCAUUUGUGUGAUUCAAUUUGUAUGACGUAUGUUAUUGUCUUGUAAGUAAUACAGAAUAAAUAUU